AAAGCAAUGACAAUAGAACAUUUAUAAUUAAUGCAGUAUGUCGUGAUGCUAAAAUAAAUCUUAAAGAUUUUGAAUUAGAAUUUGCAGCAGAUAUUUCUAGAACAAUAGGUUAUUUAUUAUGGCAAAAAUUGUCCUAA
Messenger RNA from Entrophospora sp. SA101, 137 nucleotides. The record is from the annotation of a GenBank genome assembly. NCBI's taxonomy places the organism in Eukaryota, Fungi, Glomeromycota, Glomeromycetes, Entrophosporales, Entrophosporaceae.